This is a messenger RNA of Papilio polytes (common Mormon), 1508 nucleotides long. RefSeq lists its product as uncharacterized. NCBI's taxonomy places the organism in Eukaryota, Metazoa, Arthropoda, Insecta, Lepidoptera, Papilionidae. The record is from RefSeq and is a predicted model, not a curated record. The coding region runs from base 112 to 1377 and encodes 421 amino acids. The transcript has 6 exons.
GUGUCCAAUACGAGUAGUGGUCUUUAAAACGCCUAUUCGUAAUGUUGUAUCAAAAAAUAUAUUAAGCAGUUUUUUUAAAUAGUUACAUUCAAAUAGUGAUUUUUUUGUAAUAUGGAUUUAACAGCGGAGCAAUAUUUGGAAGGUCUCAUGAAGGAUGAAGCAUACGACUGUCCAUCUGAUUCAGUCAACCCUGAGGACCUGGAGAUGAAGCUGCCACCAUGGUUCGAUGAGACGCUGUAUAACAAAGGUCGACGUUUCUUCUGGCGGUUUUGCUUUGGGUUCGGGUCUGUGAUGAUGCCGGGUCUAGUGGCGAUAUUCGCCGUGCCCACCAUCCUGCAGGUGCUGGUCGGCUCAAGACGAUCCUCAUCAAAAUACACCGCGUUCAAGCGAUAUAUUGCUACCUUUUUACAUGUCAAAGCUUGGUUGAGUCAUGAUUUGAAGCCUGGCAGCCUAUCAUGGCGAUCAUUAUAUGCCGUGCGAUCUCGACAUUUGAAAAAUGGCCGCGCGGCUCGAUUGAAGAACAAAGGAACAGUCUCUCAACGUGAUUUGGCUCUGACUAUGUUCGGAACCAUAGGUCUUGGUAUCCUUAAGCCAGAUCGCUUCAGCAUAAAACAAGAAGAGCCCGAAGAUUGGGAGGCAUUUAAUCACUUCUGGAAAGUUAUUGGCUGUAUGUUAGGAAUGGAAGAUAGAUACAACAUGUGUCGGAGGACAAUGGAAGAAACCCGUCAGGUGUGUCAGCUUAUACUGGACCGCGUGUAUACGCCGUGUUUGGAGAACGUGCCGGAGUACUUUGAGCAUAUGGCGCGUGUCAUGAUGGACGGCAUGUGGGCUGUGAACGGCGCUACGGAGGCCGGUAGCCUUAUGUACGUUACUAAGAACCUUGCAAAUGUGCCUGGGUACAUUCUCAGCGAGUCCGAGAGGAUCACGCUGCAGGCAGCGAUUAAAGAAAAGUUGGCUGGAAAGCACGAGGAUAUUGGAGUGGACGCAUCAACACUAAUCGCAAAAUCCAGUCUACAGUGUGUUACAAAACGUGAACAACGUCUGCUCUACCUUAGAGAUUACGACUGUUUGGACACAGCACCUGAGUAUAAGAAGCUUUCUUACGCAUCCAAAUAUAAAAUCACACUUUCGUCUAUGAUGACGGCUUUCUACAAGACGUACUUAGGCAGAGUUCUUCUUAACUGGUAUUAUGUAGUAGCCCUAUACAUGUCUGAAUAUUUUCCGUACGUCGCAUUCUUUCUCUACGGAAUCAAGAAUUCUUAUGUGGACAUAUUCAAAGACAGCCCACUAGGAGACAGUCCACCUAAAACUAACGCGGAGUACUACAAGCCGCAACCACCAGAACCUUGGUACAGAGCUAUUUUAGCUUUCUGGUAAGAAAAAAUAACAAUCACUGAUAAAAUACUCUAUUUUUGUUUAAUAAUCUUAUGCAAUUGAUGUUAAGUUACGUAUGAUUUUAAAAUGUAUAAGUAAUCUGUUUAUUUUCUAAUGUUAAAUUGAUUAAGCAA